UUGUGUUGCCUGUCAAGUGAUGUUUUAUUUUCCCAACCCAUAUUAGUACUGGCAGCCAUAUAAUCUGCGUUUAGCUAGCAGGCUGUUAAUCGUUAUGCAUUUGUUUUGCCUUUAACUAUAAUUUAAACUAGCUAUUUUACUACGUGGUUUGCAUCAGCGACAGCGAGAGGAAGUGGAUUGGCUGCAUUUCAAUGGAGACGCUGUCAAAAACACUCGGUGCUGAUGCUACGCGGGAGAAGGAGCUCUGUCCACCUCCAGCACCCAGAGGAGUAGUAUCUGACAUCAUGUCACUCCCAUCCUACAGAGAGUAUCCUGCCCACCGUCCCUUCAUCAGCACACUUGUGCAUCACACACCCCAUACACGCACAUAUCUUUCAUGUCGACCACCAUCACCCAGCAAGGCAUUCCCAGAGACCAACUGUACAGAGAUCCUAUCUGGCCUGAGGAAUCUCCAGGAGAAGAUCAGGAGGUUGGAGUUGGAGAAAGGAGAUGCAAAGCUCAGUCUGCACACUAUGGGGAAAGAGGCAUCGUCCACACGUCUGCAGAGUGAUAAAGUCACACAGCAACUCUUGAAGGAUCACACAGACACAAAUAGAGAGAGAAAUGGCAAGUCCAACUGCAAUCAAGCGUUGAUCGCUCACCUGGCUGCAGCAGAGUCUCGCUGUGUGAAGCUGGAGCAACAGCUGGAUCACAUGAAGAAGAUGCUGCGCAGCGCCAAGGCUGACGGGACCAGCCUGCUCAAACAGCAGGUUCCCGUCGAGAUAGCCAAGUCAGCUGAUCCACAUUGUGGCACAGAGUCCGAGCAUGCCCAGUUAGAGAAGCUGGAGCGACUGGAGCAGGAGUAUUUCAGGCUGACACGCACCCAAAACAAUGCUUCGCGGAAAAUUCGGAGGCUGGAAAUGAAACUCCUGGAGGAGGAGCACCAGAGGAAGCUGGUCCAGGACAAGGCCAAUCAGCUACAGACAGGUUUGGAGACCAACAGGAUACUGCUGCAGUCGGUGUCACCUCGCCUGUCUUCCAGUCAGUCAAAAGGGAAAAAGUCACAUUCAAAGAAAUCUUCACCACAGCAGUCGUCUUUCACAGAGCCACACUAUAGACUGAGCCUCAGGGAUGUUCCUUUUGUUGCUGGAACGUCGGCCGGCUGCAGCCACUCGGUCCGAGCUAACGUCCAGUCCGUUUUGUCUCUCCUGAAGCGGCACCAGCCUCAGCUCUGCAACAGCCGUGUCCUCUCCAACAGCCGUGUGACGGGGAGUGGGAGGCAUUCAGACAGCUCCUCCUCUUCCUCCUCUGGCAGUGGUGAAGAGCUGUCAGAGCUUCUUCAAGCACUGCACGAGGAGCUGCGACUUAUGAGCGUGUGA
Molecule: messenger RNA, 1358 nt
Organism: Notothenia coriiceps (black rockcod)
Lineage: Eukaryota; Metazoa; Chordata; Actinopteri; Perciformes; Nototheniidae
Product: centrosomal protein of 57 kDa-like
Exons: 9
Coding region: 192-1358 (388 amino acids)
Cellular component (GO): centrosome
Molecular function (GO): gamma-tubulin binding; identical protein binding; microtubule binding
Source: RefSeq, a predicted model, not a curated record